CAUGUCAUGUGUGGCAGCGGGUUUUCGGGGAUUCCGAUUUGCUUCAGACUGCUCGCUCUCACAGAUAGGUAGGGAGCGCGGAGCUGGUGGCGAGACUCGUUACUAUACAGCAUAACAAUCUGGAUUUAUUCAAUUUCCCCCACUAAGUCUCAAUGUCAUAAUGGACAGGUUACACUCCUCCAUGCGUAAAAGGCUCUACAGUUUGCCACAGCACAUCGGACAGAGAGCAUCUAUAAUGGGCGAAGAAGAAGAAAACGCAGACAAGGACACCCGGAGGAAGAGUCUUCGGAUGAAGCCUUUGCCGUCACCGUUGCCGACCUCUGGGGGAAGCUGCAAAGGCAUCGGGGAGACCAAAAGUGGGGAGUCGGUGAUCAUGGAGACGGACAUGGGGAGACCGAUGAAGACCAGCUCAAAUGGAGAUUGUCGGCGAUUUCGAGGCAGCCUCUCGUCCAUCACGAGUCGCCAUGUGCACGACUCUGACUCGGCGGAGCAGAGGCGCUUGAUCACCGAGGGGGACGCCACCCCGAGCGAGGAGAGCCCCCCCGGAGCCAUCGGCGAUGGGCCGCCGGAGCAAGGCGCGCAAGGGGCCAGCGGUGGCGUCGGUACCCAGAAAGACUCCACGGACCAGCAGCCGGGGUUUAUAAAGUUGGAUGGCAUUGAUCAAAUCCUGCCGGACGACGAGAGAUUAUAUCAAGCAGGGUUCAUACACCGGCAGUUGGGAGCAAUGCUCCAACCUGGGGUCAACAAGUUCUCCCUGAGGAUGUUCGGAAGUGAGAAGGCGGUCGAACGGGAACAAGAGCGGGUUAAAUCCGCCGGAUUUUGGAUAAUUCACCCGUACAGUGAUUUCAGGUUUUACUGGGACUUGACCAUGCUGCUGCUGAUGGUAGGCAACCUCAUCAUCAUCCCCGUGGGCAUCACGUUCUUCAAGGAUGAGCACACGCCCCCCUGGAUCGUGUUCAACGUGGUCUCCGAUACCUUCUUCCUCAUGGAUCUGGUCCUCAAUUUCAGGACUGGUAUCGUCAAGGAGGACAACACGGAGAUCACCCUGGAUCCACAGCAGAUCAAGAUAAAGUACUUGCGGAGUUGGUUUGUGGUGGAUUUCAUCUCCUCCAUCCCCGUGGACUACAUCUUCCUCAUCGUGGAGACGCGCAUCGAUUCGGAUUUCUACAAGACGGCGCGUGCCUUGCGGAUCGUCCGCUUCACAAAGAUUCUCAGCUUGCUGCGACUCCUGCGCCUCUCCAGACUCAUCCGCUACAUCCACCAGUGGGAAGAGAUCUUCCACAUGACCUAUGACCUCGCCAGCGCCAUGGUGAGGAUAGUCAACCUGAUCGGCAUGAUGCUGCUGCUGUGCCACUGGGACGGCUGCCUGCAGUUCCUGGUGCCCAUGCUGCAAGACUUCCCCGCCGACUGUUGGGUGUCCAAAAAUAAGAUGGUGAACGACACAUGGGGACAGCAGUACUCCUACGCACUUUUCAAAGCUAUGAGCCACAUGCUGUGUAUUGGGUACGGCAUGUACCCCCCAGUGGGCAUGACAGACGUGUGGCUGACCAUCCUCAGCAUGAUCGUGGGCGCUACCUGCUACGCCAUGUUUGUGGGCCACGCCACGGCGCUGAUCCAAUCCCUCGACUCAUCUCGACGGCAGUACCAGGAGAAGUACAAACAGGUGGAGCAGUACAUGUCCUUCCACAAGCUGCCGGCGGAUAUGAGGCAGAGAAUCCACGACUACUACGAGCACCGCUACCAGGGCAAGAUGUUCGACGAGGACAGCAUCCUGGGAGAGCUGAACGAGCCGCUGCGAGAGGAAAUCGUCAACUUCAACUGUCGGAAGCUGGUGGCGUCCAUGCCUCUGUUUGCCAACGCGGACCCCAACUUUGUCACUUCGAUGCUCACCAAGCUGAGGUUUGAGGUGUUCCAGCCCGGCGAUUACAUCAUCAGGGAAGGCACCAUCGGCAAAAAAAUGUACUUCAUACAGCACGGGGUCGUCAGCGUGCUAACCAAAGGCACUAAAGAGACCAAGCUGUCAGAUGGCUGCUACUUUGGAGAGAUUUGCUUGCUGACACGAGGCAGAAGGACAGCCAGCGUACGAGCAGACACGUACUGUCGCCUGUACUCUCUGUCUGUGGACAACUUCAAUGAGGUGCUGGAGGAGUAUCCCAUGAUGAGAAGGGCAUUUGAGACUGUCGCCGUGGACAGGCUGGACCGCAUUGGCAAGAAAAACUCCAUCCUGCAGCACAAGGUACAACAUGACCUAAGCUCGGGUGGACUCAACUACCACGAGAGUGAGAUCAUUCAGCAGAUUGUGCAGCACGACAGGGAUAUGGCCCACUGUGCCCACCUCUUGCAGAAUGCCCCAUCCCAGACGCCUCCUUCACCUACCCCUGUAAUAUGGGCCCCCCUCAUCCAGGCCCCUCUUCAGGCUGCAGCUGCCACCACCUCAGUAGCCAUUGCCCUGACACACCAUCCCCACCUUCCACAUACUCUAUUCAGGCCCCCAGUUUCUGUUCUGGGGUCCUUAAAGGACCCAUCCAGCCAGCUUAAGAAGUUCCACACGUUUGUUUCUCCAUCCCCAGGAUCUGGCUCUGUUGGGGACUCCCCCUCUAACACACCCUCUGAAUUGGCCACUGGGGUGGACAUGCCCUUGCUGGCCUCUUUUCGGGCCCUUCACAUGACGUCAGGUACAGGGCCCACUGGCUCGAGCCAACAGUCCUCAGGUAGCGGGGUCCAGCGUGGACCUAGUGGAAGACAGGCCUCUGCCUUCCCCUUCGGACCAUACUCUUCCUCUGACUCACCCUCGUCUAGCACGGCCCAAUUACACCCACAACCGCAGCAUCAACAACCGUUCCGCUCCAGCACUCCACCUCUCUCAAACCUUUUCAACCAAGGAUCUACAGGUGGAAGCACAGGGUCAGGAAUAAGUGGCGCGGCAGUUGGAGCAUGUGGUGUUGCUACAGGUUGGUCCUCGGGUGGAGCAGUUGGAGACUUUGUGGAAGGAGCCAUGGGAGGAGACGCAGCUUGGGCAGGAGAGGACUUUACAUUUAGGGGACAAUUUGGCUCGGUAGGAGCUACUGGUGGAUCAGUAGUCGAGAUCUCAGGGGAUUCAAUUGGAGGGAUAUCUGAAGGAUCAGCUGCUGCUGCUUGUGUCAGGUUAGCAGGUGGGGCCUCAGGUGGAUCAGCGGGGGGCAUUACCUGCGGUUCAAUAGGAGAAACAGCCAGGAAAUCAAUGGGAGGGGCUUCUAGGGGAUCAAUGAGAAGAGCUUCUGGGGGAUCAGUGGGAGGUGCAUUUGGGGAGUCACUGGUAGGAUCGUUGGGAAAAGCUUCUGCUGGAUCAAUAGGAGUGGUUUCCGAGGGAUUCACAGGAGGGCCUUCUGGGGGACCACUUGGAGGGGGGUCUGGCGGUUCAAUGAUAGGUAAUCCUGAAGGAUUGUUGGGAAGGGUUUCAGACGAAACCACAACCAGCUAUUUAGGAGGUUUGAGUACGCCAGGGGGGGCGGUGAUUGGAGGACAUACAGGCAAAGCAUCAGUAGGAGUUGUAGGGAGCCAUAUAGGUGGUUCUACAGCUUGUCCCAUAGGAGGGACUUCUGCUGGACAUCUUGGUUCCUCCUCUGGUCAGAGUCCUAUAUCUACCGCCUCAUCAAGUCCAAUUCCUGGUCAACUUCUACAUAGUCAGCCACUUCCCAAGCUGCCUCAGGUAGCCCCUUUUCAGCAGUUUGCUGGGGGAGGCAGGACUACCAGUGGCUUAAACCUCUUCCACUCUCCCCAACACGGCUCGCCGGCCUCUAGCAGAGGACAGCACAGCCAGCAGCCUGCUGAGGGUUCCCCGUCCUCCCUCAACCAUUUUAGCCUGGCAGCCCUCCAGUCUGGCUUAAUGCCUCACCAUAUGUCCCUGGAAAGGUCUGCACUGGCCUCCCUGGCACAGUAUGGUUCAGCCAACGCCUCCCCCUGCCUUACCCCAGUAGCGCCCAGCCCCACUAUUCAAAGCCCAGUGGCGAGCAGGACUUUCUUCUACAGUGACCACUCAAGUGCCACAGGAUCCCACGGUUGUCCGCUCAUGUCUCAGUCCUCUCUCCCUUCACAGCUUCGCAGCCCGCCGCCACACGCGGCAGAGAGAGAGAGAGAUUCUCCACUUGGCCACUUUUCCGAGGACAGUAAGCUUUCAUCCAGCUCGCGCCCUUCUCUGCCCCAGGAGGUGGCCACGGCCUUAGGCCACCAUACUGCCUGCUCCUUUGUGGACACUGGAUAUUACCCCUCGCCCUUCUCCUCGCCCACUCUUGUUCCUAAACCUUGUAGCUCAGUGCCAGGACACAUGACUCCUCCAACCCAUAUGUCUCCGGGGCACCCUCACCAGAUACAGUCCACUGGGGCCUCCCCGGCCUCGCCUCGACAGAGGGCCUCUGCAGCCUACUCAUCAGAUCUGGAACCUCAAACUGUCCGCUCUAAACUCCCUUCCAAUUUGUGAGGAUUAAUCACACCCUCCAGUGCUCUUCGAAACUGAGACAUACACAAACAAUCUUCGUGUGAUUUUUUCUGUCAUGAGAUUUGACUAAAAUAACUAUGAUUUAAGUAACACUUUAUUGGGAUGCUCUGAGGUAAAGAAUAAUCUAUAUUUGUGUUUUGCUUUAACAUUUUUUUUAUUCGUACGGUAUGUACAUAGAUAGAGGUAUAUUUAAAUGAUAAUUGAAUCCGUGACUAAGAAGGUGUGACAAAAAGAUCUCAAUCUGAAAGGUAAUUUUCUUUUUAUCUAUAACUAUGCCAAAUUCAAUUUUUGGACGACGAUUUGUUUGACAACACAUUAAUACUCUGUUUCUGCAGGAACCUAUGCACUAAUACCUGCAUGUAUAAAUGCUUUUAUCUAAAUUUAUAGCUAAAACAAAAUUCUUCGAUACUGGCUAAAUCUUUUACCAUCUCAUAUAGGAUCACAUAUUGUUGAUCCUUAAAUGUAUCUAUUAGAUUGUACUUAUUUAUCCUCAGUAUAAACUUUUGGAAAACUGUUAUGAGAUGGAGAUGACAUUUUUGAAAAGAUUAUAGGAGAUGGAAAAGGGACUUUAGGAAACCAAAAAGACUUCUGGCGGGCUUAUUCGCUUUUUCUUGGCCCGUCAAUCCUUUUUUUAUACCACUUUAUUGUAAUAAUAAUGUGUUUGAAGC
Pungitius pungitius (ninespine stickleback) is the source of this 5142-nucleotide messenger RNA. It is a transcript of the gene hcn4, whose product is annotated as hyperpolarization activated cyclic nucleotide-gated potassium channel 4. Lineage: Eukaryota; Metazoa; Chordata; Actinopteri; Perciformes; Gasterosteidae. The record is from RefSeq and is a predicted model, not a curated record. Gene Ontology annotation, biological process: regulation of membrane depolarization; potassium ion transmembrane transport; sodium ion transmembrane transport. The coding region runs from base 161 to 4456 and encodes 1431 amino acids. Gene Ontology annotation, cellular component: HCN channel complex; membrane; dendrite. Gene Ontology annotation, molecular function: voltage-gated potassium channel activity. The transcript is spliced from 8 exons.